This is a messenger RNA of Schistocerca americana (American grasshopper), 1915 nucleotides long. Its product is annotated as zeta-crystallin-like. The record is from RefSeq and is a predicted model, not a curated record. NCBI's taxonomy places the organism in Eukaryota, Metazoa, Arthropoda, Insecta, Orthoptera, Acrididae. Gene Ontology annotation, cellular component: cytosol. Bases 499 to 1476 code for a protein of 325 amino acids. Gene Ontology annotation, molecular function: NADPH binding; mRNA 3'-UTR binding; quinone reductase (NADPH) activity. The transcript has 8 exons.
UCCUAUGCCUACCUGAGUCUAUAGCACUUCGAACUUACGAAGAGAUACCAUUUGUUAAUUAUACUUCAAGCAGCUCUACGUCACUUUGAGUGAAUUACUACAGCUUAUAUGCUGCACAGAAGCCUAGCGCGAUUUGUGAGUUUUUUUUAAGACAAUAUCUUCAUGAAGGUUGUAUAACAACGGAACGACGAUAUCACCGUUUUCUUCGGACUUUGACAAUGUGGAUCGAAAUAUGACUGACGAAGGCUGUGGGUAGUUUGUUUUGGGUUUGGUUUGAAAUGCGCGUGCGGCAAAGUGCGUGCUAGAGUAUACGAAAUAAAGAAGCGUAAAGCACAGUGACGCAGCUUUGCAUCGUAAAUGCGUUGUACGUGAAUUCGAUUACCUUUUCUGACUGAUUUUCGUCACAAGAAAUAAAUGUAGUGGUUUACUACGAAUGGAAGUUAACAAUUAGAUGGUGUGACCAGCUUUACCAAUUUUCAGACUCGAUAGCGUUUGAAUAUGAAAGCUGUAAGAAUUCAUAAAUUUGGAAGUAAAGAUGCGCUUAAGCUGGAGACAGUGCCCAUACCAGAAGUUGGCGAAUCCGAAGUUCUCGUGCGUGUUAAUGCUGCUGGUAUUAACCCCGUCGACACUUACAUCAGGGAAGGAUCAUUUGCUGUUCUGCCGACACUUCCAGCCAUACUGGGCAAAGAGGCAGCAGGCGUUGUUGAGAAAGUAGGAGAUGGAGUCCAAGGUUUAAAGGAAGGGGAUAGAGUAUUCACAUGCUUGCCAGAUAAUGGAGGCUAUGCAGAAUAUGUUACGUGCAAGAAAAACUAUGUCUUCCCGCUCUCAGAAAGGCUGUCAUUUAGUCAAGGUGCAGGGCUAUAUGUGCCGUACUUUACAGCAUAUAGAGCUUUGGUGAUUAAGUGUCGCAUUAAACCGGGAGAAGUCCUUCUAAUUCAUGGUGCAAGUGGUGCAGUUGGAAUUGCAGCAUUACAGUUGGCCAAAGCAUGUGGAGUUUCUGUUGUUGGCACGGCUGGAACAUUGGAAGGCAUGGAACUAGUAAAGAGUCUGGGAGCAGACUUCGUGUUUAAUCAUAAAGAAAAGGGUUAUCUCAACAAUGCCGUAGCCGCAAUAGGAGGGCAAGGUUUCAAUGUUGUUUUGGAAAAUCUUGCUAAUAUUAACCUUGGUGCUGACCUCACAGUUCUGAAUCAACAAGCAAGAGUUGCUGUAAGAAUUCCAGUUGUAGGUUCUCGUGGAUCAGUUGAAGUGAAUCCUCGUUCACUCAUGCUGACUGAAAGUACCAUCAUAGGUGUUAAGCUGAUGGGGAAUACAGAGGAAGAACAUUUGGAGGCUGCUGGUGUGAUUCUGAAAGGAAUUGAAGAUGGAUGGGUUAAACCUAUAAUUGCCAGAGAAUAUGCACUUGAGGAAGCUUCCCAAGCUCAUCAUGACAUUAUUCAUAAUAAGGGUGCUAGAGGGAAACUUGUUUUCAAGGUGUGAAUUUUGUAAAAUGGAAAUUUACUUUAUGGUACCCUAAAGAUAUGAAAUGCAAACAGUUUGCUCAGCAUUAAUCAUACCAAUUUGAACUCUUAUGUUCCUGCAUAUGGCUUUUAUAGAGAAUGAGUUCAGUUUAUGGUAGUAUUGAAUACAUUAUGUAAUACAUUUUAGUUUCUAAAGCAACAGGUUAUUUUGGAUUACAACAUUGGAGAUACUUACAGAUAUUAAUUUACAAUGCAUUUGACGUAAGUUAGUAUUUGUAAUGUCUCUAUUGAAACCAGUCUAUACUGUUACUGUUGGAGAAGUUUUGAACAUUGCUUCAGUGGCAAAAUUAGGGACUGGAUCAUUGUUGAAAUAAUUGUAUGGUCCUUAAGUAUUGAAGGAAGACGUUAAGAUUACAGAAUUAGUUUUUCAUUUUUAAAAUAAAAAUGCAUCAGUCAAC